This is a messenger RNA of Rotaria sp. Silwood1, 1023 nucleotides long. The record is from the annotation of a GenBank genome assembly. NCBI's taxonomy places the organism in Eukaryota, Metazoa, Rotifera, Eurotatoria, Philodinida, Philodinidae.
AUGAAAAAUAUUUUUUCUAAUCAAACUAGAAUAGUACGUGAUGAUGUAAAUGAUUUUAGUAAGAAAAAUACAGAAACAAAAACUGGACAAGUAAUAUCAUCGGAAACAUCAUCUUCUCCAGCAUAUUAUUAUCAUCCACCUUCAUCUUCUUCAACAACAGAUUCUUAUUCUCAUACAGCAAAUUCAACAGCAGGUUAUUCACAAAGAAAUGCUUAUCCUACAUUAACAGAAUAUAAUCAAGAACAUGAAAAAAAGACUUUACUUGGAAAAACUGAAUCAUUUGCAACAAAUCUACUGGGAAAUAUUGUUGGAGAAGAUACAAUUGCUUCUGCAACGCAUACAAUCAAUAGUGUAAUUACAGGUGGACAUUGUGCACGAGAUCUUCUUCAAAAUGGUGCUAUUGUUCAAUUACUUUCAAAAAGUUCAGGUCAUUUACUUCAAAUUGUUAUGUCUUCAUAUGAUAUUCUUGCAUUUGAUGGAAAUGGUACUAUGAAUUCAUUUAAUACUUAUUUCAAUGUUGAAAAAACUGAAAAAGGUCGACUUCGAUUUCAUAAUAAUUAUAAUUAUUUUGCAUUUCAAGGCAAACAAGCUUGUAUUAAAUCAUUUCCAUCUGGUGCUAAAAGUGAUCCUAGUCUAGAGUUUCGUGUACACGAUAUACUUGGUACUAAUGAAUUAGUAGCAUUUGAAUCUUGUACUUGUAAAAAUCAUUUUAUUUCGAUUUCAACGGAUGGUCAUUUGAAAACAACGAAUACUAAAGAGAAAAAUAUCGAUGCACAAUUUUCAGUUAUACCUGUUGUUAAUAAUCAACAACCAAUAUUUCCAUAUCACGCACAACCUUAUCAACAGUUCAACAUGAAUCCAUAUGGUGGAUUUCCGCCUCAGGGUGCAAAUCAAGCGAUGCCUUCUCAUCCACCGCUGUAUCAUCAACAACCAACGGCACCUCCUCCUCCUCCUCCAUCUUAUGCACAAAAUCUAUACAGUCAACCACCGACAUCAUCUGGAUUGUACCCAAAAUUUAAUUGA